Molecule: messenger RNA, 1090 nt
Organism: Fusarium oxysporum Fo47
Lineage: Eukaryota; Fungi; Ascomycota; Sordariomycetes; Hypocreales; Nectriaceae
Product: concanavalin A-like lectin/glucanase domain-containing protein
Exons: 2
Coding region: 58-981 (307 amino acids)
Biological process (GO): carbohydrate metabolic process
Molecular function (GO): hydrolase activity, hydrolyzing O-glycosyl compounds
Source: RefSeq, a predicted model, not a curated record
CCUCAAUACCAUUCCCAUUCCUUGUAUACCCUCACAUCAAUCCAUUGAAGAAUCAUCAUGCCGUGGAAAGACCAUCUAAAGCGUCUCAAGAAUGAGUUCGAAAAUCUAGUCGGUGAACCGCAAGCUCAGAAUCAACAACAUCCCCCACCGCCUGGACCUCCUCCACCUCAGCAACCCAUCGGCGGCCAGCAGCCAGGCCACGUCUACUGGCAACCUCAAUUCCGGCCUGAUGUCCCCGUCACCCAAGAGUGGGAUGCAAAGAUCGGAAACGGCCCGGAUGGCUGGGGUAAUCAGGAAUUACAGUACUACACCGCCGAUCAACAAAAUGCCUUCCACACUCCUGAUGGGAAAUUGGUACUGAGAGCUGUUGCGAGUAAUUCUUCUGAGGACCAUGAGAAGCGGUAUACUUCUGCUCGCUUGGUGAGUCGGCAGACCCUCUCUAGGGAUCAGGGCGUCCUCACCGCCUGGAUUACUUCACCCUGUGCGACGGGUAUCUGGCCUGCAUUCUGGCUUCUUCCCCAGGAGCCUUUUUCGUGGCCUACAGAUGGUGAGGUGGACAUUGCGGAGACGUGGAAUGGAGAUCUUGAGAAUCAUUCUUGUCUGCACUGGGGUCACCACCAUGAACCUCACAAACAUCGUGUUCUCGGCACUAAAAUCCCUGACAUGCAGCAUCGCCCGGUUAGGUAUGACUUUGCAUGGCUCCAGUCAGGUGGACAGCCUGGUCAGGGUAGAAUGAUCUGGUAUAUUGAUGGUAGACCUGUUAUGAAGGGAGAUAUCCCCGAAGGUACAAGGCCAAUGAGGGAGAUGACUAUUCUUCUCAACGUUGCUAUGGGAGGUAAUGUUUGCGGCGGUAAGACCCCUGCAGAUGGAUAUUACGAUAUGGUCGUGCAUAGUCUGUAUAUGGGAAGCGAGCCGGAAUAUGGUGGUUGGCAUCGAUUCGAGAAUGAUUGGGCUGCGUCGCCGAUGGGAAAUACCUACUGAGCGCUGAAAAAUGAGAUGAAACAUUACAACAUUCGAUCUUGCCUGAGCCUUUUUGGAAAGCUAGCCUCCUUUAGAUGUAUCUGAGGUCAAUCAGCAGAUAUCAGAUGUU